Linum trigynum is the source of this 3112-nucleotide messenger RNA. The record is from the annotation of a GenBank genome assembly. NCBI's taxonomy places the organism in Eukaryota, Viridiplantae, Streptophyta, Magnoliopsida, Malpighiales, Linaceae.
ACAUGAAUUAUAACCUAUGGCUUUAUUCCAAUUUUUGGAUCAUUUUAAGUUAUGCAAUGGUGACAUGGUUACAUAAAUAAUUUACACGUCUUGGAUGAAAUUUGGUAAAAUCAUGGUCUAGCUAAAUUCCUACCUAAUUAGAAGAGGAAGGUGUAGAGAGAGUUAGGUUGAAGGUUAGUGGGGGUUGUUUCUGGUUGGGACAAGUGGGAAAAGGGGAAUGAAGGGAAGUAUCAUGGUCUCAAGGAUCAUUUCUAGUUUGCUGAUUAUGAUGAUAGCUUUGACGAUGAAUUCAAAGAAAUUUAGUGAUGAGUUAUGUUUUUCCUUCUUCGUCUCUCAUCUCGCCUUUUAAAUUUGAACAAAUUUUAUGGGUUUCAGAUCUUCUUUGCUUUUUAAUGCUUUGUCUGUUUGUCUCCCUCAAUCUAUGAAAUUGUUCUUUUGAAUUGAGCAGCAAGGCAAUUAUUCUGCAUCUCAACAAGAAGUCUCAACAAGUUUUGUAAGUUAGUACCUACUACCUCCUGUUGGUUGUGAAUGGUAAUGGAUGGACUUUCCCAUUAGCUUUUGUAUAGAGGUUCUGUUAUCAUCAUUAAAACACUGAAACUAUGUCAGCUUUCUAACUACACAGGCUGGUUCGAGUGUUGCUGUGGGAAAGAUUGAAGCAAAACUAUAGUAGAAAAGGGACUCUAAUAAGGUGAAUUCUGCUAUACUCUCCUACUUACACAGUCAAUUACUGAUACUUUAGCCAUUUACAGGAUGCAAGACAGAAUUUUGUAUAUCGAUGAAGCAAGUCGGGUCAAUUCUCUAAUGCAAGAGGGAGUUGUGUUUGGUAGAUAUGUUCCCCCAUCCGAGUAUGUUUCAUUCUUAAAUUCUAAGUAGCAUAUAUAAAUGCAAGAGCAGUGAUGCUGUUGGAUUCUCUCAAUUCGUUCCUGAUGUACAUGAAAAUUGCUCCUCCCACUAAAAAUUAUUGUAAAUGAGCAUCCCGGGUCAUCUUAUGAUUUUAUUUUUUCAGGAACCAUCAUGGGUAAGACCAAGACAAGUAUGGAAACAGCAUAUGAAGAGAGGGUGCUGUAACAGUCUGAUCAUAUGGUGUAAACACCAAAUACUCCAGCAUCAUUGAGCACGAGUUCUAGGUUGGUACCUCUUCUGCUUUUAUAAACUUGUUCUUUGGUUGUUUUCCAUUGAGCAAGAUUUGAAUGAACGGUAGACUGAAACUAGUUUGUAUGUAGAGAACAAAUGGUCAUAAUUCUCAAAACAAAGCUGCCAACUAGCCCCUCACAUAAAUUUGUUGUCAAGGUCCAAAUACAAAUCCAUCCAAAAAACUACAAUACUAAACAAAAUGAGAUAUAACCCAGCUUCCUCAUCAUUGUUUGAUGAUGUUCUUUCCCUUGCUGCUACCUUUAGACUAUCUCCUCUUCUGUAACAGCAUAGACAAUAUAGAAUGAAACAAUUAACCGAAAUAACAUUUAUGUUUUAAAACAUGGUUUUACUGAGACGUACCUAGGGAGGCUCAUCACUUGGAGGUUGAUUAGAGUGUGGUGUACUUGACUAGGUUCUCCGCGCUCUCUAAUGGCUUUAGUAGCACUUCUAGUACGUGGCAUCGACUGUUUCAAAAAACGAGCAUUCAAUACUUGUGAUAUUAUUCUAUAAUUGUCAACAACCAACAUUGAUUUACAAUGAAUAGUUCACAAACAUUAAGAAGAUGAACACUGACCUUUGGGGGCUGGCCACCUUUCUCAUCAUUGAUGUUGCCAUCAUCUUCCUCAUUAUACCCAUCAUCAUUCUCAGGAGCAUCUCAAUCCUCAUUGGCGUCGUCAUCAGAUGAAGGAGGCGUAGGUGGUGGGAUGAAAUCAUCGAGUUCAGGACAAGUAUUUCUAUAAUGUCCAUCCUUUUUCUUGCACUUACCACACCUUCGCGUUUUAAGUUUGGGACGCUUUGUUCUCUUGCUUUUCCUACACCCUUUAUAUAUUACUUUCUUUGGGUCUAGCACACCUUCGUACUUCUUGGGUAUGACCAUUGUCUUUCUCUCGGCUAGGGUCGUUCCCAUCAUUUCUAACUUGUUAGUAACUGCUGUAAUACCCCUCUGAGUAACCUGAUAAGAGAGUGGAGAACCUGCCCCUAAUAAGAACAACCUCAUCGCCAGGAACUAGAAUGACCCAUACCUGCUGUUGAAAUGAUGAUCAUCCCCGAUAAUCCGUGGAAGUGGCAUACUGGGCAACAACUUUGUGUUCUUGGACCAUCGUUUCAGUGCAAAAUUCUCGGGAAGGCUUUUCACCCUUUUUUCCUUCAGCACAAAGAUCAUGUGUGUGCAUGGUAUUCUCAUACUCGUAAACUUACCACAACCCCACUCCAUCUCAUUUGUGUUAAUAUUAUAUUUCAUCUCCCGGACCGUAUCUUUGAUAAACAUGAUCAGACUGUAUAUGUGUAAGUUCCCAUCAACACUUGUACCAUUCUUGAUGCAACCCUACAAUUGCUUGUAUCCAUUUGUGAAUUCAUCAAAGGCUGUUUUUGUGAAUAACUUAGCUGCACUUAGUUCUAGGGUCCUUAGGACUUUCAAAAUGUCCAUAUUCUCAAGAUGCGUUUACACUGCUUUGGUCAGUAAUACUUGACCUGAUUUGUUGAACAUUCGAUGUCUUAUUAGGUAUCAAUCACCAUUUCAAAUCCUGUUUGUUCGAAAGCCCCGUGUUGGUUAACGAAAUUGAGGAAAGCUACGACUGGGCUUUAAAUAUUCUAAAGGACAUGCUGGGCGAGAAAGUGAUUCAUACCAUUGUAACAGAUGGGGACAAAGUGAUGCAGAAUGCCAUUCAGAAUGUCUUCCCACACGCAACCCAUCGGUUAUGUGCAUGGCAUCUCUCAAAUAACAUUAAAAGCAAUGUGAAGAACAAACCAGAAUUUGUGGAGGGAUGGAGCAAAUUUGAGGAUGGUGACCAUAUGGAGGUUGAAUUUGAAGAGAAAUGGAGGGCAUUGUUGUAGAAGUAUUCAUUGGAGAAUCAUUCAUGGAUUUUUAGAUAUUUGUUUGAUAAACGAAGAGAAUGGGCAAAUACAUACAUGCGCUCUAACUUAUUUGCUGGCUUGAAAACGACCUCCAGAUGUGAGGGAAUUAAUGCAUAUAUUGCAA